UCUUUGAGUUCGCCGGAAUCUCGUUGGGAGCGAAGAACCGUUCUAUCCUGGGAGACGCUUGCUACGUGUGUCGGGCAAAAACGUCUUAAGGAGACAACACUUUUGUUGGGCUCGGUUGAUACAAAAUGGGAGAUGAAUCAAACAUUACUUUUCCGAAAUCAUCCCCGCUCACUACUAUCCCGAUCAGUUCUUCUCACGGGGAGAAACCUAGCAAAUUCAAUGGUCAUGAUUUCAAACGUUGGCAACAGAAAAUGCUGUUUUAUUUAACAACGUUGAAUUUGGCUAAGUGUCUCUCCGAAAGCCAACCUGUUUUAGAGGAAGGCGAGACUGAUAAGGAGAAAGUAGCCGCGGUGGAUGCGUGGAAGUACUCAGAUUUCUUGUGUAGAAAUUAUCUCUUAAAUGGACUCGAUGACUCCUUGUACUCCGUGUAUGCCGAUAUAAAGACGGCAAAAGAAUUGUGGGGAUCACUUGAGAAAAAAUACAAGACCGAGGAUGCCGGAAAAAAGAAAUUUAUUGUCGGGCAUUUCUUGGACUUUAAAAUGGUUGAUCACAAAUCGGUUGUUUCUCAAGUUGAAGAGUUCCAACUUAUCCUUCAUGAAAUUCACGCUGAGGGUAUGUCCCUUAGUGAGUCCUUCCAAGUGGCGGUGAUAAUUGAAAAAUUACCUCCCAAAUGGAGAGACUUCAAGAAUUACUUGAAGCAUAAGCGUAAGGAAAUGUCCCUAGAGGAGCUCAUUGUUCGUUUAAGGAUAGAGGAGGAUAACCGCAAAUCGGAGCACAAAGCCGAUAGAUCAAGUUCCA
Messenger RNA from Cuscuta epithymum, 798 nucleotides. Lineage: Eukaryota; Viridiplantae; Streptophyta; Magnoliopsida; Solanales; Convolvulaceae. The record is from the annotation of a GenBank genome assembly.